Syzygium oleosum is the source of this 1706-nucleotide messenger RNA. RefSeq names its product ATP sulfurylase 2. Gene Ontology annotation, molecular function: sulfate adenylyltransferase (ATP) activity; adenylylsulfate kinase activity. Bases 182 to 1621 code for a protein of 479 amino acids. The transcript is spliced from 5 exons. NCBI's taxonomy places the organism in Eukaryota, Viridiplantae, Streptophyta, Magnoliopsida, Myrtales, Myrtaceae. Gene Ontology annotation, biological process: sulfate assimilation. The record is from RefSeq and is a predicted model, not a curated record.
GCGAAGAACGGGUGGAUCUCUUUCACUUUCAGUAACACUGCCCACUCCUUCACCCUCCUCCUGCAUCUUCUUCCUCCUCCAACCCCACAAAAAUGCUUGCCCAAUAUAGCCUCCCCGCUGCACCUCCCCGCAUUAGCCGCCCCUCCCCAGCGCUCCCGCCUCGACCCUUUUUCAUUCCAGCAUGUCUCUGACCAUCAAUCUCCACGUCGCCGCGACGCCUCGCCUCUGUUCUCGCCGCCAAGAAACCGGCGGAGCAAAGCUCAAGAACGUCAGGCUCGGAGCAAUUUACCACGCCAACCCAUUGUCGAGCCUCGCGCGCCGAACCGAGAUGCUGGGUCACGGUCGCAAUGCCGCCAGGGCCUCCAUCAGGAGCUCCCUCAUCGACCCCGACGGCGGGGUCCUGGUCGACCUCGUCGUGCAGGAGAAAGAUCGGGCCUUGAAGGCGAAGGAGGCCGAGGGGUUGCCCCGGGUGGGGCUGACGAGGAUCGAUCUUGAGUGGGUGCACGUGAUCAGCGAAGGGUGGGCGAGCCCUUUGAAGGGUUUCAUGAGGGAGGAGCAGUACCUGCAGAGCUUGCAUUUCAAUUGCCUGAGGAUGGGGGACGGAUCGGUCGUGAACAUGUCGCUUCCGAUCGUCCUGGCCAUCGACGACGGGACCAAGGACGCGAUCGGGUCGUCCCGGAAUGUCGGGCUGGUCGGUCCCGACGGGGAUUUGGUCGCGGUUCUUCGGAGUAUUGAAAUCUACAAACACAACAAAGAAGAAAGAAUAGCGAGGACUUGGGGAACAACUGCUCCCGGAUUGCCGUAUGUUGAGGAGGCGAUAACUCCUGCUGGGAACUGGCUCAUUGGUGGAGAUUUGGAAGUAUUGAAACCAAUUAAAUACAAUGACGGGCUCGAUCACUACAGGCUUUCACCUAAACAAUUGCGACAAGAGUUCGACCAGCGUCAGGCUGAUGCCGUCUUUGCUUUUCAGUUAAGAAACCCCGUGCAUAAUGGGCACGCGUUGUUGAUGAAUGAUACGAGGAGGCGUUUGCUGGAAAUGGGCUUCAAGAAUCCGAUCCUGUUGCUUCAUCCUCUUGGAGGUUAUACAAAAGCUGACGAUGUUCCUUUGAAUGUUCGGAUGGAACAACAUAGCAAGGUCCUUGAAGACGGUGUUCUUGAUCCUGAGACCACUGUUGUGUCCAUAUUUCCAUCUCCGAUGCAUUAUGCUGGUCCAACUGAGGUACAGUGGCAUGCCAAGGCACGGAUAAAUGCCGGUGCAAAUUUCUAUAUAGUUGGUCGAGAUCCGGCUGGUAUGGGGCACCCAACGGAGAAGAGGGAUCUGUAUGACCCUGAUCAUGGGAAAAAGGUGUUAAGCAUGGCCCUGGGCCUUGAGAAACUCAACAUAUUGCCAUUCAGAGUGGCUGCAUACGACAUGGUGGAGAAGAAAAUGGCAUUUUUUGAUCCUUCGCGUGCUAAGGAUUUUCUUUUUAUAUCUGGGACCAAGAUGAGGACUUAUGCAAGAACUGGCGAGAACCCUCCUGAUGGAUUUAUGUGCCCCGGAGGAUGGGAGGUACUGGUCAAGUAUUACGAGAGUUUGCAAACGGAGGAGACUAAACAGCAAGCUACUGUUUUAUCCAUAUAGACCUGUAACUAGACACGGCGGUUUUCAAGCAAGUUGACUUCGCACCAGGGAAAAAAAUGCGAUCGCUGCAGGCAAUUGUCUGAAA